AGGAUCCCAGGCCCCAGCGAACACAGUCACAGCAGACCAGCAAGGAGGCAGAGGGCAGGCGGCUGCAGGAAGGGCGGAGGCCAGCUCCAGCCGGGGAUAGACACAUUGCUGGGCAAGUGAACGUUACAGUACGUUCCUCUCUCUUCCAGGUGCCAUGGCCUCCACAAGCCGGGUCAAAGAGCUCCAAGAGGCUGUUCUCUGUUCCAUUUGCCUGGCUUAUUUUAACGAUCCGGUGAUUCUCAAGUGUGGACACAAUUUCUUCCGAGCCUGCAUCACUCAGUACUGCAAGGGGUCCAAAACCUCGCCCCACUAUCCCUGCCCCCAGUGCAGGGACCCCUUCCAGGAAGGGGAACUCCAGCCUAACCGGCAGCUGAGGGCCAUAGUUGAAAUAGCCCAAACCAUCCCGGACCUCUGAGGGAAGGAAGCGUGUGAAAAACACGAGGAGCUUUUGAAACUCUUCUGUGAAGUGGAUCAAACCCUCAUCUGUGUGGUGUGCAGAGAGUCCCGCCAUCACAAAGACCACCCCGUGCUUCCUCUCGAGGAGGCUGCUCUGGAUUACCAGGAAAAAAUUCAGAGCCGUUUGGAGAGUUUGAAAAAAGAGAGAGACGAGAUUCUGUCAGAUAAAUCAAGUGGGGAAAAUACAAGCCAGGAACUACUGGAACAGCUGGAAACUGAGAGGCAGAAGAUUGUGUCUGAAUUUCAGCGACUGCGUCAGUUUCUGGACGAACAAGAGCGACUCCUGCUGGCCCAGUUGGAAGAGCUGAAUAAGGAAAUUGAAAAGAGGAGGGAUGAGUAUGUUGGCAAACUAUCUGAGGAAAUAUCUUCUUUCAGUUCCCUGAUCAGUGAGAUGGAGCAGAAGUGCCAGCUGCCAGCGAGUGAAUUCCUGCAGGUGAGACGGUGUUAGAAACAGCCCAGAACCUUUCACGGGGCAAGAAAGUCCCAUAACCCUUCACUUUUGGAGUGUAGGAGUGUGUGACGUUCCCCUGGUGUUAUCUGGACCAGUGAUCUGCUAGGUCACUCCAAUCCUCGACUCUGGGAGCCAGCCUUGCCCUGCUCAGCUGUGAAAACCCCCACUCCUGGGCUGUUCACGCACAGUCUCUAUGGCACGUAAGCUGCUCUUUGGAUUGUGCAACCGAAUGACACUAGCCAACAUCUCCGGUCCCAGACACAACCCUAGGAACCUCCGUCUUGCAGUGUCCAGUUAUGCCCGCUGGACGCUGCAAGCUUAUAUGAGUUUGUCAAUUUAACAAAGAAAUUGAUAUGUACCAGGCUUGUUAUCCCAAGGGGAGUCUCUGACACGCUUCAGACUAAAUGCACUGCUUCAGGUAGAAUAAACAAACAGAUUUAUUAACUACAAAAGAUAGAUUUUAAGUGAUUAUAAGUCAAAGCAUAACAGGUCGGAUUUGGUCAAAUGAAACAAAAGCAAAAUGCAUUCUAAGCUGAUCUUAACACUUUCAGUGCCCUUAAAAACUUAGAUGCUUCUCACCACAGGCUGGCUGGUUGCCCCUCAGCCAGGCUCUCCCCUUUCAUCAUCACUUCAGUCUCUUGGUGGUGAUGUCUGUAGAUGUAGGUGGAAGAGAGACAGCAUGGCAAACGUCUCUCCCUUUUACCAUGUUCUUUAUUCCCUCCUGGCUUUGCCCCCCGCCCCUUCAGAGUCAAGUGAACAUUACAUCAUCGUAGUCCCAAAUUGACCAAAGGAAGGGGGGUGACUCACUUGAGAGUCCAACGGAUCCUUUGUUGCUGCCUAGGCCAGUGUCCUUUGUUCCUGUGAGGCUGGUCUGGGUUUGUCCCAUACAUGCCCUGAAGAGGUGUGAACUGCCCCUCUGCUCCUGGAGAGUUUUGCCUAGGCUUGUUUUAAGCCAUGAGGACACAUUUUCAGCCUCAUAACUAUAUACAUGAAAUUACAACCUAUAACAUCACUAUAACAACAAUGCUCAGCACAUCAUGAGCCUUCUGAAGACACCCGACAUGACAAACUUUGCACUGGAUACCACACAAUCAUAUUAUAAGGAUGAACAUGGGCGUGGAGGGUGUUUCCCGACGUACAGAGCGUCACAGAGUGAAAGGUCAGAACAUACAGUAUUGCUAAAAUAUACAUUAUUUUUCUUUAAGGGCUUGAGAAAAUGCCCAUUAAAGUCAAUUGAAAUAUACUUCUGGGGUACAAUGGGCAUAGGAUCAAGUCCUAAAUGAAAAAAAUUCUUCAUUUGAAUUCUAGUUAGAGAAGGCUCCUCCAAAAAUGGCAAACUCCGAAUUCUGUUCUCCCUGUCUCAUAAUGCAAGAACAAUGGAACAUUCAAUAAAAUUAGAAGGUGACUAAUUCAAAACGGAUCCAAUGAUGUUUUUUCACACACCACAUAAUUAGACUGUGGAACUGAUUGCCACCGGAUGUUGUUGAGACCAAGCAUUUAGCAAAGCUCAAAAAGUGACCAGAUAUUUAUAUGGAUAACAAGAAUACCCAGAGUGAUGUUAAACCUCAUGCUUCAUUGCUUCAGCCAGCCGCUAACUGUUAGAGAGCAGGAUGAGAAUGUGGGAGACAGAUUAUCUUACACCUUCCUCUGAAGCAUCUGGCACUUUCCACCUUUGAAGACAGAAUACUGACCAGAUGGACCUCAGGUCUGAGCCAGUCUGGCAUUUCCUGUGUUCCAAACACUGACUCCAAAAGAUUAAAGAUGGAACCAGUCUUUAAUUAUGGAAAUAGUUAAGAUUGAAGCUGAGUUUCCGUUUAAAGCCUGAUUUUGCCACUUUUCCUACAUAUCACAAAAAGGGAAAAUAUUGGCCUUAAAACUGAUACAUGAGGUCUGAGGCUGUGUUGAUUUUUCUCUGCCAGAACUGAAGUUAGCGAGGGAAGCUGUUCAUUACUUAUGGCAGCCUGAAAGUGUAAGUAGUCGUUAGAAUUCCAAAAGCCUUCUGAUGAUUUUAAUUUUCAAAAAAUGCCUCUAAGUAGCAAAUAAGAAAAAAGGUGAGAAAUCAAACGUAGCGUCUUGGACUUCUCCAGCUGAUAUGUAAGGUCAAAUUCUCUGUUGCGACCAGUAUCUGCUGUGGGCAGCUUUCUUCACUCCUCAGGUUUCCUGCAUUGAACCUGGGGUGUAGGAUAGUGAAUGGCCCUGUGUUACUCUGUACCCCACACCCAUUGUUCUCACCCAGCCCCACCUUUCUGUGGAUGUCAAGAAGCCCACAGGACAGGACUUCAGAAUGUUUGUGGGUGAAUGGGGAGAGAGUUUAUAGCAAGGGUUCAGCACAGCAUGGGGGCAUCCCUCCCUCUGGACCCACUGGAGUCUGCAGUUGGGGGAUCUUCCCCAAACCCGUGAGUGUUCGGAAGAUCCUUGUUCAGCAGGAGAGUGAGUUUGUGUGUGUGGUUUUUGGGAGGGGGGUGAGGGGGUGAGAGAACCUGGAUUUGUGCAGGAAAUGGCCCAACUUGAUUAUCAUGCACAUUGUGUAAAGAGUUGUCACUUUGGAUGGGCUAGCACCAGCAGGAGAGUGAAUUUGUGUGGGGGGGUGGAGGGUGAGAAAACCUGGAUUUGUGCUGGAAAUGGCCCAACCUGAUGAUCACUUUAGAUAAGCUAUUACCAGCAGGACAGUGGGGUGGGAGGAGGUAUUGUUUCAUAUUCUCUGUGUGUAUAUAAAGUCUGCUGCAGUUUCCACGGUAUGCAUCCGAUGAAGUGAGCUGUAGCUCACGAAAGCUCAUGCUCAAAUAAAUUGGUUAGUCUCUAAGGUGCCACAAGUCCUCCUUUUCUUUUUGCGAAUACAGACUAACACGGCUGUUACUCUGAAACCUG
Caretta caretta (loggerhead turtle) is the source of this 3775-nucleotide messenger RNA. Lineage: Eukaryota; Metazoa; Chordata; Testudines; Cheloniidae. The record is from RefSeq and is a predicted model, not a curated record.